AUGCGCUCUUCUUUCGUCGCUCUCGUCGUCCUCGCCGCUAUCGGCAGCACCAUCGCUGCCCCUGCGCCAGGAAACUUUCUUCCCUACUCUACCGGCGGCAAAGGUGGAAACGGUGGCAGCGCUGUCAGCGGCAACUCGGGCUCCGCCAACGGCGGCUCUGUCUCCACAUCGGGCUUACGACGUCUUCGUCGGCUCUGGCGCAUCGGUGCGUGCUUACCCCCAUGUUUCUCAGCCAAGGGUGGCAACGGCGGUGUCUCUGUCUCGGGAAGCGCCACCGGCGGCGACGGCGGCAAUGGAGGCAGCACCAGCGGAUUCUUUGCUAGCAACGGAGGCAACGGCGGCACCGGCGGCAGCGCCAAGUCUGGCCAGUCUGGCUCUGCCAACGGCGGCUCCGUUUCCACGACGGGCAAAGAUGUCUUCGUCGGCUCUGCCAAGGGUGGAAACGGCGGCAUCAGCGUCACGGGCAGCGCCACUGGCGGCGAUGGCGGUAACGGCGGCAGCACCAGCGGAUUCUUCUCCUCUGGUAACAGCGGCAGUGGCGGCAGCGGAGGCAGCGCCACGUCCGGCAACUCCGGGUCCGCGAACGGCGGCUCGGUCUACACGAGCGGCAGCCAUGUCGUCGUGGGCAGCGCCCAGGGAGGCAACGGCGGCAUUAGCAAGAGCGGAAGCGCCACCGGCGGCAACGGUGGCAAUGGUGGCAGCAGCGGGCACUUCUUCUAG
Phanerochaete carnosa HHB-10118-sp is the source of this 720-nucleotide messenger RNA. RefSeq lists its product as uncharacterized. The record is from RefSeq and is a predicted model, not a curated record. NCBI's taxonomy places the organism in Eukaryota, Fungi, Basidiomycota, Agaricomycetes, Polyporales, Phanerochaetaceae. The coding region runs from base 1 to 720 and encodes 239 amino acids. The transcript has 3 exons.